AUGUUUUCCAAGUUUAAGAUAGAGAAGGCGCCAAGCGCCCUCUACAGACGCGAACCGAGCCAUUUUGAGGUAGAGCAGUCUGCCAUCUCUUUGCCACUCCUUGAGGCGUACGACCAGCGUAAUUACCAUCUGCGCGCUGAGAAUGAGCAGCUACGAGCUGAAAAAGUGGAACAUGUUAAGAUCAUUAAUGGCCAGGCGACGGAAUUGGCAGAGAGAAGAGCUGAAGUUUUCCAGCUUCGCCAGGAACUUCAGCUUCUAAGACACGAAGUUUCCCAAAAAAAGAACACCGUCAAAUUUAACGUCAGCCGCAAAAGCUAUUGGGACGGCUACGCUCACGAGGUCGUACAAAGGAUGUUGGCAGCGAAGGAUGAAGGACUUGUAAGUGACAAAGCAUACCACGAACUGAGGAUGGCGCUCCUUGAGAAAGUUCGAAGUCACGUCCCGCCACUGUCCGCUAUCAAACAGGAAAGGAGUUCCCAAAAUAAGGAAAUCAAAGUAAUUCAAAUCCCGGAGGCCAAACAAGCUGAUGGUGCCCGGAGGAGUGUUCGUGAUGUUUUACAGUAUUUAAUUGCAAUACCAGAAGUUAAGGAUGCCAUAAAAAAAGAUGGAUCAAAAAUUAAACUUAGAUUUUCAGCUGAUGGGAGGAGGACAAGUAAAAGGAUUGGCACAGUAAUGGCUGUUUUCAACAUUCUGUGUGAGAAUAAGGCGACAUACGAAUACCAGUAUACUCUGGCAUUAUAUUGUUGCUCUGACUGGAAGUUUUUGGCCCUUGUUUAUGGACUAAAUGGAGCUAGCUCUAAAUACUUUUGUAUUUGGUGUUAUUGCUGCAAGGGCCAAAUUAACAACCUUGAUAUUGAUAAAUGGCCAAUUGAGAGAAAGCUAUCAGAGUGCACUUGGUUGUGCCAGCGUUCCACCACGGCUGCAAGGAAAGGCUACACAAUGCCUCCACUUCUUAACAUCCCUUUUGAGUUUGUUGUGGUGGAUACCUUACAUUUAUUUUUAAGAAUAAUGGGGCUACUAUUCCAUCAGGUUGUUGAGGUUGUUGUCAACAAUGAUUGCCCAGACAUUCUGUCAAAAGAAAUGGAGAGAAUUCAGGUGGAAUUCAAGUUUUAUGAUGAGUACAACAGACUGGCAGAAAAAACAGAAACAAAGUGGACAAGUCUAAAUGGGAAAGAAUUGCAAAAGGUUUUGGAGAAACUCGAUAUUAAGAACGUUAUGGAAGCUGUUGGCACCGAAGAUGCAGAGGGCAUAGACAAUCUGUGGAAAGGUUUUCAGACUUUUAUGCGGGCGCUACAGGUUCAAGAAAAUGAUCCAGACUACCUUGAGCCUCAGCGCUUUAAAACAUAUGUGCGGGAGUGGGGAAAGCUCUUUCUUGAAAUGUACUAUUAUGAUGACAUCACCCCCUACAUUCACACAUUUGUAUAUCAUGUACCACAGUUUUUGGAGAUGCAUGGUACUUUGAUGCAGUUUAAUUGCCAGCCUGUGGAAAAAAAGAACCACUGGCAAUCCCAGGCAUUCCAUCGUGGAUCACAGAAAUCUGUAAGAACCUUUAGACUGUGGCAAACAAUCCAACUUUUUUCGUCGACCGUGGCACUGUUUACAAAUGCAAGUAGAAAUUGCGUGAAUUUCGUAAGCGCGAUGCUUAUCGAACAUCGUCCUUUUCCUACUCUAUACCAAAAAUCGUGUAUAAUCUUUACUGAUAUCCUUACAGCAAACUAUAUACUUGAAAUCGGACGCUGAAUCGCAAAUUUACCCGAAAAAUGGAAAACGAAUUCACUUCAGUGUUGUUGUUUAUCUCGAUAACCCUUACGCUAACACGUGCCACUUCGCAAAAAUGGCAUUAUUUUGCAAAAAUUAGAAUGAAGUCACUGAACACGAAAAGUGUCAGGUUUGCGUAAACGUUCCGUCGCCUCCGUUUCACCUUGGGGGUUGGGGGAGGGUACGGCUACACGUAGGCUACUGAUCAAACUUCUUCUGGACACAUCCAAGAGACUGGAUGAAGAGUCAUAAAUACUUCCUUGGACUCCGUCUGAAAAGCCGAAUUUUCAAUUUUUUAUGGGUAAGCUGUAUGUUGCUUUACCCACGAUGUCCAGAACUUUGUGGGUUUAAUUAAUUAAUUAGUUUAUUUUAAUUCUGCCAAUAUUUAAACAGGCUGGCCCAG
Messenger RNA from Pocillopora verrucosa, 2161 nucleotides. The record is from RefSeq and is a predicted model, not a curated record. NCBI's taxonomy places the organism in Eukaryota, Metazoa, Cnidaria, Anthozoa, Scleractinia, Pocilloporidae.